CCAAACCUCGCUUCUCGGCGCUGAUUGGUCGAGACAGACGCGGCAGCCAAUGGGAGACGCGGGCUGCGAGGGGUGGCCGGAGCUGGGACCGCGGUCAGGCCCUGUUGGCCCGCGCCUUACCGGGAUCGUCGCCGCCCGGGCGGGACACCAUGUCACAGGAAGAGUGAGGUCUGGGCCAUUUUACCAUGGAGGACUUGGGAAAGACUUUUGGAUCAGAGGAGGAAGAAGCCAACUAUUGGAGAGACCUGGCCAUGACCUACAAGCAGAGGGCAGAGAAUACACAGGAAGAACUCCGAGAAUUCCAGGAGGGAAGUCGGGAAUAUGAAGCUGAAUUGGAGACUCAGCUACAGCAAAUUGAAACCAGGAACCGGGACCUCCUGUCAGAGAAUAACCGCCUUCGAAUGGAGUUGGAGACUGUGAAGGAAAAGUUUGAAAUGCAGCAUUCAGAAGGCUACCGGCAGAUCUCGGCCUUGGAAGAUGAUCUGGCUCAGACAAAAGCCAUUAAAGAUCAACUGCAGAAAUACAUCCGGGAAUUGGAACAAGCCAAUGACGACCUGGAGAGAGCCAAACGAGCCACAAUCAUGUCCCUGGAAGACUUUGAGCAGCGCUUGAAUCAAGCAAUUGAAAGAAAUGCCUUCCUGGAGAGUGAGCUGGAUGAAAAGGAAAAUCUUCUAGAAUCUGUGCAGAGGUUGAAGGAUGAAGCAAGAGAUCUUCGGCAGGAAUUGGCUGUGCAGCAGAAGCAAGACAAGCCCCGGACACCCAUGCCAGGCUCCGUAGAAACUGAAAGGACAGACAUGGCUGUGCAAGCCACAGGCUCUGUGCCAUCCACUCCCACAGCUCACCGAGGACCCAGCUCUGGUUUGAACACACCAGGAAUAUUCAGACGUGGUCUGGACAGCUCUAAUAGUGGAACACCACUCACACCUGCAGCCCGGAUAUCAGCCCUAAACAUCGUUGGGGACCUGCUUCGGAAAGUUGGGGCCCUGGAGUCCAAACUAGCAUCAUGCAGGAACUUCGUGUAUGAUCAGUCCCCAAGCCGGACAAGUGGGCCAGCCUCAGGGCGAGGAACCAAAAACAGAGAUGGUGGUGACAGACGGCCAAGCGGCACCAGUGUGGGUGAUAAGGGGAGAGAAAAUUGAGACCCUGUGAGACUUGUUCCCGCUCUUGACAUUUACUCUUAGAACCCCUGGGGCCCUGUGUAGCAUCUGGGAAACUGCUCUCAUCCAAUAAAUAUGGUUUGCUCUGUCUGAAGGUCAGGAAAACGCUUGGAGUUUGGGAAGCCAGCCUCACAGCUCUCGUCACCAGCGCUGCCGUCCACUCAGGGUGUGGUCAAGCUUUUGCUUUAGGACGCUUGGGAACUGUGCCCUCACCUCUCUUACCCCUUUUGUAUUCAGCUUUUGGUUGUUUUAUUUUCAAGUUAGUUUGAGAAAUAAGAGCCAGCAUCACCACCAUCCACUUGGUGCUGUGCAGCCCAAGGUGAUGGGCUGUUGGCCCAGUUCCUGGCAGUGUGUGUCAUAGAAAUGAGCUGGUUGUCGCCCCCUACCCUACCCUGCAGGCUGCUGAUGGGGCCACACUGUCAUUUAAACCUAGAGUUUUAAUGGUCUCCAGAGGUGUUUUGAAUAUGCAUGAUCUUCAGGGGGAACUAGAGCCCAGCUCAAGAGCUCUCCUCUGCAGCCUAUUUCCAGCUGAAGCUCUCUUCUGGAACAUUCUCCCAGUGCUUUUACAACAUGGUUAAACUGUGUCUAGGACUGGGAGAUUACAAAGGCAUUUUUUGAUUACACAGCAUUUCUCUGUGUAAUCCUGGCUGACCUGGAACUUGCUAUGUAGACCACACUGGCCUUGAACUCAUGGAGAUCUGCCUGCCUGCCUGCCUGCUGGGAUUAAAGGCGUGUGCCACCAUCAACCAGCUCUUUGGCACUCUUAAUCUGCCUCAUGAAGGGUUUUAGAGAUGGGUCUGACUCUUAGGUCGUGGGAGAUUAUCCUCUGUAGAUAAACCCAGCUUUCUAUCUUUUCUGAGUCCCUUUCCCUGAUGUAGAGGUGACAUCUGCAUCAUGACCCUGGACAACUUGGAGUUGGACUGGCCCUUUGUUAAUGCCAUACCUAAGAACAAGACUUCAUCCAGACACUGUAGAAUAACAUUGGAUUGAGAUCUCUGGCUCCCUUGGGAUGCAAGGAAAUCAGCACAGGAACUGUAACCCCAGACUCACGUCUGUCUGUCUGUCUGUCUUUCUGUCUGUCUGUCUGUCUGUCUGGGGUGAAGCACUGCCUUACACUUCGGUCUACAGAGAGAAGCGCACACUAAUUCCAGAGCUGCUAACUUAUUUUCUAGUACAUGGGGCAACGCUGGCCAUGAAUUGGGCCUGGGAUUUUCUGAGUGCUGCCAGCAUUCGCAAGGUGGCUUAAGCUGUGUGACUAUUUGUUCCCCUCAGACAUUCUAACCUGGGAAAAAAUAGACUUUAUUUUUUAUAUUAAUAACAAUAAUAAAAUGGAAAGAAAUGCCUGC
This is a messenger RNA of Cricetulus griseus (Chinese hamster), 2503 nucleotides long. NCBI's taxonomy places the organism in Eukaryota, Metazoa, Chordata, Mammalia, Rodentia, Cricetidae. The record is from RefSeq and is a predicted model, not a curated record.